Molecule: messenger RNA, 498 nt
Organism: Penicillium nucicola
Lineage: Eukaryota; Fungi; Ascomycota; Eurotiomycetes; Eurotiales; Aspergillaceae
Exons: 1
Coding region: 1-498 (165 amino acids)
Source: RefSeq, a predicted model, not a curated record
AUGUUGCCUGUAUCCGAUGACAUCUUAAACAUGACGAUUAAAGCAGUUCACAUCUGCUGCUUCGCUGAUAGGUCGGGAACUAACGAAUGGGGUGUCUUCCUUUCGGACUUGGAGGAAGAUACACUGCCCGUGGAGGUCGACUGUGCGAUUGAGAACCAUUCCAACUCUCCACGUCCCCUUUUACCCGGUGGACUCAAGGCUGCAUUGCUGUUUUAUCCAAACUACUUUACAAACGCAGAGAAGAGAUGGGAUAUCAAGGUUAUCCCGGGGCAGACAGUUCAGGAUGUCUACGACCUAGUGAUUCAAGGUAGACUUGACAAGUUCGAGUUCACCAGCAAUCGUGCUGGCCACCGAUGGUGGAUCCAGACUUUCAUCAAACUUCUUUCGGAUACGCACUUCUUUGUCGAUAAAAGUCAGGUCAGAGAGGCCCUGCAGGGCUUGCGCAGAUCUUGGCCUGGUGGAUCUGAUCGUCGUAUUACACAGGGGCUCUUCUAUUGA